Messenger RNA from Acaulospora morrowiae, 852 nucleotides. The record is from the annotation of a GenBank genome assembly. Lineage: Eukaryota; Fungi; Glomeromycota; Glomeromycetes; Diversisporales; Acaulosporaceae.
GUGACCUCCGGUUAUGUGGCGAAAGACCUAGAAAAACUUGUUAGAUUGGCGGUGUUGCACUCUCUCAGAGAACUAAUGGCCAUAGAUAAGAAACCAAUGAGGCAAGAUCAUGAUGAUAAUGAACUCGAGAAUCUUUUCGGAAAGAUGAGUUUAAGUGAUAUGGAUUAUGAAAGCAAAUGCUUAAAUUUCUAUAGAUCGUGGAAAUUGAAGUGGGAUAAUUUUCAGUACGCAUUAUCCAUAAUGAAACCCUCGCAAAAAGUUGAAUUUGAAAGUGUAUUGCCAAGUAGACGUUGGUGUGAUAUUAUGGUGUACUUUAGAUAUGAAGACCUAAAGAGGAAAAUAGAGAAAAUGGUCAAAUUACCUUUAACUCAUUCAGACACAUAUGCUAGAUUGGGACUGAAACCCACUUCAGGAUUAUUGCUUUAUGGUCCAUCUGGGUGCGGAAAAACUAUUUUAGUGCAAGCAUUGGUUUACGAAUCCAGGAUGAAUGUCAUUUGUGUUAAAGGACCAUCGAUAUGCUCAAAAUACUUUGGAGAAACUGAAAAUAUUAUCCGGAAUUUGUUUAAGACUGCAAGAAAAAUAUCACCAUGCAUUAUAUUUUUUGAUGAAAUAGACUCUAUCGCUUCUAGGCGAGAUUGGAACGAUGAAGAGGGUAAUGUAGGAGUGGGUGAGCGCGUGCUAAGCACUUUGUUAAAUGAAAUGGAUGGUAUACAAGAAUUGAAUGAUGUGCUGGUAAUUGGGUGUACUAAUCGACCAGAUCGAAUUGAUGAUGCCUUAGUAAGACCAGGUCGAAUUGAUCAAUCAUUAUACGUGGGACUACCAAAUAAGGAUGAACGAACUGAUAUAUUAAAG